Lates calcarifer (barramundi perch) is the source of this 2762-nucleotide messenger RNA. RefSeq names its product GRAM domain containing 2Aa (gene gramd2aa). Gene Ontology annotation, biological process: regulation of store-operated calcium entry. The record is from RefSeq and is a predicted model, not a curated record. Gene Ontology annotation, molecular function: phosphatidylinositol-4,5-bisphosphate binding. Gene Ontology annotation, cellular component: extrinsic component of cytoplasmic side of plasma membrane; endoplasmic reticulum membrane; organelle membrane contact site. The coding region runs from base 266 to 1603 and encodes 445 amino acids. Lineage: Eukaryota; Metazoa; Chordata; Actinopteri; Centropomidae. The transcript has 12 exons.
UGCUCUCAGCUCUGCAGGGGGAGGAGGAGGAGAGCUGGAGAAUGAGAGAGGGAGCGAGAGAGAGAGAGAGAGAGGACGAGGUUGGCUGGAGGAUAGAUUCAGGAGGAAGGAGGGGUUAAGAUAGCAAUGUGCUGAGCCAGUGGCUUUUCCACAGAGCAGCUGGCUGGCAUCAGGACAGGACAGGCCGCUCUGAGGACGGAUACCUUGAGGACGGCUCUCCUCCGCUCGCUGCAGGACGCUAAAGGGUGACUUCCAGGAGGUGUUCAUGGGAUGCACUAUCUACGCAGCCAGCCCUAAGGCCCUGCCCGCCGACGAGGCCCCAGGCCAGGACAGAUACUACCAGCUCCCCCACUACCGCCAUCCUCAUGGUAACUGCAGUCAGAGGAUAGCAGCCAGCAGAGCCAGGGCCAGGAGCAUGACUGAGCAGCAGGAGCAGAGCGAAGAAACAGGCCUGCUCUCAACUCAGGACCUGGACCCCUCCAAGGACGACGACACACACGGCCACUUCAGGUUCCAGCUGAUUGAAGACCUGUCCUAUGAGGAUGUAAAGAAAUGUUACAGGGGCUCGUGUGUGUCUUGCAGCAGCUUGCUCCAGGCCUUGGAUGUGCGCGAGUGUGUGUGCGUGUACGGUGCCAACGUGCUGAGCCUGGUGCAGAGCUCGCGUCCUCUGAGGGAGAGGGUGGUGUCUGCGGCGAGUGGAGCCGGAGUGGCCGGUGGUGGUGGCGGAGUGGCCGGUGGUGCCAGUGGUGCUAGUGCUGUGCAGGCAGGCCGGUCCACCAAGGAGCUGCUCAUGACUCUGCCCUGUCCCUCUGCACAGACUGUCAGCAAGUACAACUCGCAGUACCACAAACUGUUCCAGUGCGUGCCCAAGGAUGAGAUACUCAUGAAAGUGUACUCCUGUGCUCUCCUCAGAGAUAUCCUUCUACAAGGCCGGCUCUACAUUUCCAGAAACUGGCUGUGUUUCUAUGCCAACCUCUUUGGCAAAGACAUCAAGGUGGCUAUCCCUGUUGUCUCUGUGAGGCUGGUGAAGAAGCACAAAACAGCGGGCCUCGUGCCCAAUGGAUUGGCUAUCACCACAGACACCGGCCAGAAGUAUGUAUUUGUAUCUCUGCUAUCAAGAGACAGUGUAUAUGACGUCCUUCGCAGGAUCUGCACACACCUGCAGGUCAAUGGGAAGAGUCUGAGCUUGAAGCAGUUCAUGGAGGAACCGACCUUAUCGUUGGACGAGUUCCCGACUCCUGACGAAUUUCCAGUGGUUGACGAAUUCCCAUCAGUGUUAAAGUGGAGAAGGAAACCCUCAGUGGUGUCUGUGUCUUCCUCCCUUCCUGACCUCCUGGGGAACUCCACCAGCAGCCUGAGUGCCACAGAUGCACCCUUCAAAUCAGAACAGCUGCUUGAAGAGCGAGCACUGCAGACAGACAGAGGUCUUUUAUCAGACCCAGUGGCGGAGCUGGGCCAGAUGGAGUACCAGCUGCUGAAGUUCUUCACCCUGCUUAUUAUUCUCCUCAUCUUGUCAUCGUGCUACUUGGCCUUUCGUGUGUGCAGUCUGGAGCAACAGCUGUCCUUCCUCAGUAACCCAAAUCUACCCCUGAGAGAGAGGUAACCACUGCUCUCUUCUGUGAGCCAUCCAGUUGGCUACUCUUUACUCCUUUCAUGCUUGGAGUUGUUGAUGCCCUCCUGCACUGAUCCAGGACCAGCUUAAAGCCCAGAACAUAUCAACCCUACACCAGCUGCAACAACAUGAAGGAGCAACAUCAACCCCUUGACUCCAGGCAUCUUAACGAACCUUCCCGCUGUGGAAUGAGUUCCUAUUCAGUGAUCACUUCCAGACUAUGCAAAACAGACUAUCUAUUUAUUUUUUAAUAUAAAGUAGCUUUUACUUUACAUAAUGAUUGUCUGCCAUGGCCUGUCCCUCUCAUAGACAUUUCAUCUUUAACCACAUGAUGCUGCAGUGUACAGAGAUCCUGAAGUAGUGAGCAGAUUACAGUUGAUCCUGCUGUUUGUGGCUCUGAUGAAGUUUAGGAGCAGUGAUGGAGACUAGAGGUGAGAUUUGUGUUGGAGGAUGGAAAGGUAAGAGAUAUUUCAGCACAUGAAUUACUUGAAAAGACUGAUAGCAAAGAUAUUUCAGGUGAGUUGAGUUGAUAGCAGUCAUGAUUCAUCAGAUAUAAUACAUGACACAUUCUGACUGACAGCAAGUGGACUAAACCAAAUGUUUUUCUUUCUGGAGAUAUCUUGCCAUAGCCCUCAGUAGGAAGGCUAUAACUAGCUGCGAUGAUGCACUUUUUAAAAUAUGUCCACAUUGUUUCAAAUGUAUAUAACUGUUUUAAGAGUUCAGAUCUAUUUUUUGCAUGUUAAUGAGUAGCCAGUUGUCAUUGUUGAAAGUAUUUAUGGAAGGAAGUCAUGUUAUGACUACAGACUGAUUGAAGUUACCUGUCAUUUAACUGUAAUAUACUGGAGCGAUAACACCAUUUGUGGGUGUUAACUACAAUGUGAAUGAGAUGGUUAGAUGACUUGCAUAAUUUUUGUUUUAAGCUGUAUUAAUGAAAGGAGUACCCAGGGUGUUUUUUUUUUAUUUUAUACAUUUCAGAUGAAGUCACCAAAGACUCAAAAAUUAUGCAUGGAAGUUCUGAGUGUUCAUGAUGUAAUAUCUUUGUCUGGAGAUAUUUUACUAAUUUUGCAGAGAUGGGUGAAAUGUAGUCCUAGACUAGUUUGUGAAAUCCCUAUGAAUUAAAUUGGCAACAAAAAGUAGAUAAACAAAAGAA